AUGUCGAGCUUCCGCACCUCACCCAACGCCUCGUCGGAGAACGACACCGCGGAACCGGACCAGGGCGUCAUGCGCAGGGUGCAGGACAAGUACACGACGGUGGCUCUGACGAUGGCCUUCUUCCUGUACUCGACGGUCUCAACUGUCAUCUUUCAGACGUUCAGCUGCGACGAGCUGGAGGACGUGGGCAAGAGCUACCUCCGUGCGGACUACGGCAUUGACUGCGACUCCGACCGGCACAAGGCCUUCAAGCUGUACGCGGGCUUGAUGAUACUGGUGUAUCCCAUCGGGAUCCCGGUCGCCUUCGCGGUCAUGCUCUGGCGCAAGAGGAGCAUGAUCAACCCCCCGAAGGAUAUCCUGUCGGCUGCCCGCGUGCUGCACGGGUCGAACCCCUCCCAGCACGAGGACGAGCGCUACGGUCGGCCGUCGGAGCCCGACCAACGGUUGUCAGAUCGAAGGAUCGCGCAGACGGCGUUUUUGUGGAGGGCGUACCGGCCCGCGGCGUACUACUACGAAGUGCUGGAGUGUUUCAGGCGGCUGCUGCUCACGGGGUGCCUGGUGUUCAUCCUGCCUAACUCUGCGGGGCAGGCUGCCGUGGCGUGCGUGCUGGCGGUGCUGACCGUGGCCGUCUUCGCCUUCGUGAGCCCUUACAGCGACCCCGACGACCACCGAGCGUACACGCUGGGGGCGUUGGCCAUCUUCCUGACGAUGUUCAUGGGGCUCGUUGUGCGGGUGGACCUCGCCGAUGAGGAGACCCAGAGCCAGCUAGUGCUCGGCGUGCUCCUGAUCCUCUUGACGAUCGGGCUGGUGGUGGUGGCCGUCGCGGAGUGCCUCUGGGAGGCCCGUCGCCUUUCCCGUGGCAACCGCGAGGCCGACGGCCGUGACGACCACAUCUUCCUGCGGCGGCGCCGCGGUGAUCGAAAGAGAAAGGACGGGGGGAGGGGGGGGGGCACCGGCAAGGGUGGCGCCGGCGACCUGGAGGACAAGUUUAGGACGAGCGGGUCGCUGUACGCGCCGAAGCUUGAAGAUGUGCCGAUGAACAGGGCAUUCGGGGCCUCCAGAAACAGUGGCGCCGCUAGCGCACCCGAGGUUUUCGACGCCGAGAAGGCGGCCGCCGCCGCCGCCGUCGCCGCCGCCGGGGCCGCCGGGGGGGGAGGCCCCCGACCCCGCGGCUCCCAAGUGUUCAUGCUCUCGUCGGCGGGCCAGGACAAGAAGGCGCACGUGGCUUUCGCGGGCACGAGCAGCAACGUCCACCCCCCCGUCGACACCGGUACCGGCGGAAUCGGCGGUGCCGCUCCGUCUUUCCCGGUGUACCGUGGGACCGCCGGGAGCAGCGGCAUCGGCGAGAUGGGCUUGCGGUCGUCGUCGGGGUCCCACUCUCCCAUCCACCCCAGGAGAGACGGCGGCGGCGGCAGCGGUUACCCCGGCCUGGUGCCGGCGGAAGCGGAGAGCGCCCCGCCGGGGGUGGUGGAGAUGGAGCCCGCGCCGCCGUUGCCCGUAGCGGGAGGAGGUGGUGCCGGCGGCGAGGGAGACGGCGUCCGUAAGAAGAGGGCCAAGAAGAGAUCGUCCAAGUCGCGGAGGGACGGGGGAAGGGGAAGGUCGUCGUCAUCUAGGAGGCUAGGUGGGGGCGACGGAGGCAUGCGUCCGGCAGUGCCGGAUGCCGGGCCCGAGAUGGACGAGAUGAGGCCUUCGCCGGGCGAUGGCACCGGCGCUGCGGGCCCUUGGAUGUCUUGAAGGGGGCACGGGAUUGUCUUGCCCCGGUCCUUGGGUGUCUUUUUAAGUGGCAACGGAUUGGAUUGUAUUCUAUCCCGGUCCAUUUGGAGACUCCAACUCCCAGCCCUCGGAUGCCUUGAAAAUGGCACGGAAUUGUCUCAUCCCCACCCUAGGACGUUGUAAAGGGCACGGAAUUGUUUUAUGUCCCAGCCCCUUUGAUGCUGCCUACGGGUGGAUGCAGGCGUCGGCCUAGCUUGUUGCAUGCUGAAUGAAAGAACCGCCCCAGUUCGUGCAGCAUGCAGCCGUGGCGUACCCUGGUGUGACUUUCAAUACCAUCUUGUAUAGUAGACUUGUGUUUGAUACCGAAAGUGUGUGUGUGUUGUGGUCUCAGUCUGUCUUGGCGUGAGUCAGCCGGCGAGAGACAAGUGAGUGAGAUGGUGGAGAGAGAGAGAGAGAGAGAGAGAGGAAUUUACAAAGUUAAAAUUUUUCGGAGGAGGGGGGCUGGGCGUCAUGGUGAGGCCUGACCCUGGGGUUUACAUUAUCUUCGUGGCGUGGUUUUGUUGAGUUGAUGCCUUUGCUUGUCUUGUUUUUUUUUAACGCGGUCACAGUCUUGGAGAUUCUCCCCUUGUAGCUCAAUCCACAGCUACAAAGUACAAUGACAGGCUCAUCGACGAGACUGGCCGUUGUUUCAAGGCCAGGGCGUAGUGUCUGUUGUGGUAGGAUGGCGGAAUGUGUAUAGUACGUAGACCUGCGUUAGGCCCGUUGACGGUGUUUUGGUGUAUAUUUCGUUGGAGAGCAGGAGGGCUUGUCGUCACCUGCAAAUGGUUUUUAUGUCUCGAAACAGCAAAGGAUGUUUGUGCUUGGAGGAGGAGGAGGAUGAGGAGGGCACACGGAGGAGAAAUAGAGGGGGGGGGGAGGAGGAUUCGUGGCAAAUCCGAUUGCUAGUGAUGAUGCCCCUGGAGAUAACCGAUCGACUUCAUUGCUGUGCUGGGUGUUAUCUUGUAUAUUUAGUCGGUAUAAAGGGGUCUUCACCCACCCUUGAAAGGAACUUUUUUAUGUCGUUUGUCCCCCAUCUACGUUGAUGUGAUGUCUAGGGAAGGCACAGGGUGCGCCUGGUCUUCGUAUUUUCUUGUUUUUAGCUCCGUCGUUGUCGUUUUCUUCACUGUGGAAGUCAUUCUGGGGUCUAUCUGUCCGGAGGUGGGUGAUGUUAUUCCUGGAAACGCUGCUGCGUGCGUGCUAGCUGUUCGUGCAUGCCCGACAAAUCCCAACACUUAGCGUUUUUUUGUAUCAAAGUUGAUAAGUUGACGAGUGUGUUUGUGUGUUGUUGUGCUAGAGUUGCGUCACCGAGGAAAAACGUUCUACUAUACCCGACUACUGUAGAGGAUGGGCAAACAGAGAUUUAGUGUGUGUGUGAUUUUUGUUUUGUGCAU
Molecule: messenger RNA, 3143 nt
Organism: Ectocarpus siliculosus
Lineage: Eukaryota; Phaeophyceae; Ectocarpales; Ectocarpaceae
Source: the annotation of a GenBank genome assembly